GUAGCAUGCGACAGGUAGCCUAGUCCCACAGGUGUGUAGCCGCUGCUCUACAACGCAUUUGGAAGACCAGUUAUCCGGCAGUAGACCUGUUUUUGGAUAACAUGAAUGAGGAAGUAUGAGAACAAUCUGGGAACUCUAAUCAAUCAACUCAGGGAAGCAUCCACUGAAGGACUUGUGCAUAUCCUUUUCGCCUUUUAACAUGUUUUGGUCAGGCGUGAAACCCAGGAGGGGUGUAGAGAUGAUCGCAUUUGUAAUCGGUGUUUGCACCGUUUUAAGUCUUCCGUUCGGAUCUAAUGGAGAAGCAAUACCACAAAAACCCACGGGAGAUGUCAGUAUCAUGCCCCCGAUCAAACCUGCCGAUGGACCUCAAGCCUUUCCCGACGCGGAGAAAGCCAAUAUGCCGGUCUUUACAAUGGACUACCCCAGGAUACAGCUCCCCUUUGAGAUCACUCUUUGGGUUCUCCUCGCAUCAUUCGCUAAAAUCGGCUUCCAUGUGUACCACAAGAUCACCGUGUGGGUGCCAGAGUCGUGCCUGCUCAUCGCCAUCGGCCUGAUGGUGGGAGGCAUCAUGCACUCAGUGCACGAGGAGCCCCCCGCCGUGCUGAGCUCCAACGUCUUCUUCCUCUACAUGCUGCCCCCCAUCGUGCUGGACUCCGGCUACUUCAUACCCACCCGGGCCUUCUUCGAGAACAUCGGCACGGUGCUGUGGUUCGCGGUGGUGGGCACGCUGUGGAACAGCAUCGGCAUCGGCAUGUCCCUGUUCGCCAUCUGCCAGAUUGAGGCGUUUGGCGUGCAGGACAUCAACCUGCAGGAGAACCUGCUGUUUGCCUCCAUCAUCUCGGCUGUGGACCCCGUGGCCGUGCUGAGCGUCUUCGAGGACGUGUCGGUCAACGAGCAGCUGUACAUCGUGGUGUUUGGGGAGUGCCUGUUCAACGAUGCCGUCACAGUGGUGCUGUACAACAUGUUUAGCUACGUGGCGGACAUGCCGGAGGUGGAGCCAGUGGAUGUAUUCCUGGGGGUGGCUCGCUUCUUCGUGGUGGGGCUCGGAGGCAUGGGCUUCGGCCUGCUGUUCGGCCUUGUGGCGUCUUUCACCACACGCUUCACCGGCAACGUUCGGGCCAUCGAGCCCCUCUUCAUCUUCAUGUACAGCUACCUGGCCUACCUGGUGGCCGAGCUCUUUGCCAUCUCCUCCAUCAUGGCCAUUGUGACGUGUGCCAUCACCAUGAAGUAUUACGUGGAGGAGAACGUGUCUCAGCGCUCCUGCACCACCAUCCGCCACGUCAUCAAGAUGCUAGGCUCCAUCUCGGAAACGCUCAUCUUCUUUUUCCUGGGGGUGGUCACCAUAACGACGGAGCACGAGUGGAACUGGGGCUACAUCAUGUUCACGCUGCUGUUCGCCUUUCUGUGGAGAGGGCUGGGUGUGUUGGUGCUGACCCAGAUCAUCAACCCCUUCCGGACCAUCCCCUUCAACAUGAAGGACCAGUUUGGUCUGUCGUACGGGGGCCUGAGAGGAGCCAUCUCUUUCGCCCUGGCGUAUACCCUGCCCGACAACAUUGGCCGUCGGCAGCUUUUCAUCACGGCCACAAUCUGCAUCAUCAUCUUUACUGUGUUUAUACAGGGAAUCAGUAUCAGACCUCUGAUUGAGCUCAUCAACGUCCGCAGAACCAACCGCAACCUUGACACCAUCAAUUCGGAGAUUCAUUGCAGGGUAAUGGAGCACACGCUUUCUGGAAUCGAGGACCUCUGCGGACAGUGGAGUCACUACUACUGGAAGGACAAGUUCAUGAAGUUCAACAACCUCGUCCUCCGUAAGAUCCUGAUCAAGGACAAGCGGGCCGAGUCCAGCAUCGUGGCGUUGUACAAGAAGCUGGAGCUGCAGAACGCCAUGGAGAUCCUGGACACUGUGACCGGGGACCUCAGCGCAGCGCCCUCCCUCGUCUCUCUAUACGAGGAGAAGAAGGGCCCGGCCAGUAAUCCGAAGAAGAAGUUCGGGAGGGCUGACCUGAGGAGCAUGCAUGACCUGCUGUCCAAAAACAUGUACAAGAUAAGAGAGCGGACGUUGGCGUACACUAACAAGAAUGCGCUGCCCAACGAGAGCCAGAGCAAGGAGAUCCUGAUCCGACGCCACGCCAGCAUCAGACGCAGCAUCCGCCCCGGGAGCUUCCAGAAUGAGCCGGUUCCAAAAUCUCAGAAGUACUUCUCUCUGCCUGCCGGGCAGAAUCUGGACUCACACUUCCCUUUCAAGAGACGAAGCCGUGCAGACGACGAGGAGACCAUGUCGGAGACGGCCUACCCCUCCAGACGAAUCCGCUUCAACAGGCCCUCCCGCUCCUCCUCCAGAGCCAUGGUGCCACUCCAGCGGAUGGGCACGCUGACAGAGGCCUCCUCGGUGGACGUGAUGAACGAGGACCCCAGGCGACCCCGCGCUCCUCCCCUUCCCGCUCCGCGCCGACACUCGGAAGACGUGCCCGACGAAGACACUGAAAAAGAAGACGACGGCACGGCGGAGCCCGCAAACCCGCCCACGUCGCCGUCUUGGGCCGCCGAGCCGACGGAGCGACCGGAGAACCGCACGGUGCGGAACCCCCUGCUGAGGAAGCCUCAGUGGAACCCCAAGAGGCAGUGAGGGGCCUGUGGUGGGUCGCCUUGGCAGCAGGACUCCUGGGGAACAUGGCUUUCUUUAAGGGGCCCCGACUGCCGCAUGGAUCCCCUCGUCUGGCUGCUGUGUGGUCAGACGAGCCAGUCGGCUUUAGUUACCAGCUCAUCUCCAAAGAGACUCGAUCCUUCGUGCUACACUGCCAUUCGCUCAUCCGCACGCAUUCUUCGUUGCCAAUGGGCGGCUGUUAAUGCGUUGAGCCUGGAGGUGUUCAGACUGAGUGCGUUCAGGGACUGGAGGCACUGAGAGGUGUGCACUCUCCCGUGGGAGAGUUUUAUUUACUCUCGACAUGUGAAUUACGCAAGAAACAUUUUCUUUUAUUCUUCAAAUACUGGGGUUUCUCACACCUGAUCUCAUGAUCCACUUGUUGUGUAAAGUUGUCAUUUAAAUUAAUUUAACAGUUUUAUAGUUAAUUAUCUACCUAUUGUAUGUAGUGUAUAUAGUUGUUUUUAAUUGUUUGUCAAGGCCAUGAUUUCAGGUGUACAAGUUUCUGAUAAUGUAUGGAAUGUAACUAUGCAUUACAAAGCCCUCUUUCAAUGUUUGUCUGUUACAACAGCGGCCCAAAUUGUAAAAAGACCUGUCCAAUGUUUUUUUAACACUGUAUUAGGCCUAAUAAAAAGUGUAAAUCCUUUUCAA
This is a messenger RNA of Gadus morhua (Atlantic cod), 3292 nucleotides long. RefSeq names its product solute carrier family 9 member 2 (gene slc9a2). The coding region runs from base 200 to 2626 and encodes 808 amino acids. The transcript is spliced from 13 exons. The record is from RefSeq and is a predicted model, not a curated record. NCBI's taxonomy places the organism in Eukaryota, Metazoa, Chordata, Actinopteri, Gadiformes, Gadidae. Gene Ontology annotation, cellular component: plasma membrane. Gene Ontology annotation, molecular function: sodium:proton antiporter activity; potassium:proton antiporter activity. Gene Ontology annotation, biological process: regulation of intracellular pH; proton transmembrane transport; potassium ion transmembrane transport.